UGAUGAUGUCGAGAUAGCGAAACUAGAGAAACCUAUUUACAAAAAAGCCAGAUGACUGGCCAUUUUAGACUCGUUAUCGGAAUUCCUUGGCCGAUUCCCUCAGGUGAGUCGUGUGAGCUCUGGAUUUAACCACUCAGUAGGAGAUACAGCCCGGCAAUUGACGUGAGGAGGAAUUCAUCAACUACUUCUUAACAAUACCCAGCAACGCUCUUUGCUUGCUUGGCAAGACAUGGCUCAAUAUAAAACCAUGCCAUAGCCCAAGGAUAUCAGGAGUAGGAACACUUUCCAAUUCUUCCCCAUUCAAAGACCUGCAGCAACAUCUCUCGAUAGACCCAGGAUUAUCAGCUUCAAAAUGAGUUUCGGCGGCCGAGAACUGUGCGCCUCUAUUGCGCGCAUCUUGGAUAAUGCCCAGGUUCCUAAUGUCCUAUGGGGUAGGCUCUUGGAAUCCGCGUACGGAUUUAUGGAUCAUUUGAAUCUCCCCGUCGUAUCCUUCAUUAUCCCUGAUAAGAUGAUUGAUAGCGCGUACCAAGCUCUUAUGACAGAGCCCUUACUCAACGAAUGCAAGGGUGAACACUGCGAACAUUAUUACCACCAAUCUGGAGACCCCAGGGAAAGGACGAUGAAGCCUGCGAGACAUCUUUACCUUCCUUUAGAUCUAAAUAUGAAGUACUACCAUCCAUAUAUUGUCUUGGAGCUUUACCGGGAAUCGGAUAUUCUCUUAGGAUUCCCGGCCAUUCCCUUGGGCACUCCACCGCAUCACGACGAAUACUACAUGUCGACAGACGAUAAGCGACUGCCCGAUAUUAUGGGAGACUGCGGCCGAUUUAACCACCCCAAAGGAAAUGGGGACGAGACUUUCAAUCCGGAGAAGUACCCAUUCAAGGUCCUAACUGUCACGAAGGCGGUCGAAAACCUCAUUCUCUUGCGAUGCCGAGACAAGGGCUAUCAUGAGCAUUGCGAUCGACUAUGGUCUGAGAUGUUGGAGCACAUUCGCAUCCAAGUCGUGGGAUGUGGAACAGUUGAGAUUGGCAAGUUGGAAGAAGGCUUCCAGAAGAUCUGGGAUAAUACAGGUGUAAUGAAUCGCUCUCCUGAUUCUUUGGUGGAUGAUCUGAGAGAGAAACUUAAGGAGGAGAAUGCCCUGCCACCUCCUUUGCCGAACGAUGACUGCGGGUGCCGUCCCGAACAGGAGGAAAAGAUUUGAGGAGGAGAUCAGGAAGAUACUGUCCUGACGGCCCUACCUUUGCU
Molecule: messenger RNA, 1245 nt
Organism: Aspergillus sclerotioniger CBS 115572
Lineage: Eukaryota; Fungi; Ascomycota; Eurotiomycetes; Eurotiales; Aspergillaceae
Exons: 3
Coding region: 353-1201 (282 amino acids)
Source: RefSeq, a predicted model, not a curated record